CAUCCGAUAUCGAUAACCAAACCGGCGUGACGCGCCGCACGUGCUUACGUUUUGUUUGUCUUUUACUGAGCUCCUAAAGAAAUGGGCAAGAAGAACGACAAGUCCGGGAAGCUGGACAAGCGGGCGACGAAGAAGGAGGCACCCAGCUCGUCGCAGGCCAACAUGGGGAAACCAGCUCGAGCCAACGAUUCGGAGAACGGAAUCUGGCAGGACUCUCGGUUUCAGCACCUGCUGACCGAUCCCCGAUUUCGCGGCGUUCCGAAGGUGCAAAGAAAGGUCAUAAUCGACAAGCGUUUCCAGGGCAUGUUCACGGACGACAAGUUCAAGGUGAAGUACACCGUGGACAAGUACGGCCGCCCGGUCAACAAGAGCAACGCCGAGGACCUCAGAAAGUUCUACGAACUGGACGAGAACGAGAGCAGCAGCGACGAGGAGCCUGCCAAAAAGGAAUCUGAUCUUGACUUCGAGGCGGAGGCGGAGCAACAGGAGCGGCGCGCCGAGGAGCGAGCCAUAGCCAACUUGGAAAAGGAGGAGGGCAACGAUGCGCUGGAAAGCGAUAGUUCCGAGGUGUCACAGAGUCUUCGUCAGCGACUGACCAACCCAGAGAUAGACUACGCCCGCGGAGAAGGCCGCCUGUAUACCGAUUCCUCCUCCGACGAGGACAGCGAUGAUGAAGACGAGGGUCCAGAACUGCAGAUAGACCACGUGUGGGGCGAGCUGGACAACGAUGCCGAGCACACCGAGGAGAGCACACGCCGCCUGGCUGUUUGCAACAUGGACUGGGACCGCAUCCGGGCCGAGGAUCUAAUGGUCAUGCUCAGCUCCUUCCUGCCGCCCGGCGGUAGCAUUCUUAGCGUCAAGAUAUACCCCUCGGAGUUCGGGAAGGCACGCAUGGCCGAGGAGGAAGUGCACGGCCCAAAGGAACUGGUGGAGCGCGUGGAGCCAGAAGACGACUCCGAUGAGGAGCUCGUACGACAGCAGGACAGCGAUGCCGAAGAGGGAGAGGACUACCACAUGGAGAAGCUGCGUCAAUACCAGCUAAACAGACUGCGCUACUACUACGCUGUUGUCGAGUGCGACAGCGUAGACACGGCCGACAAGAUAUAUAAGGAGUGCGAUGGUAUCGAGUACGAGAGCUCCGCCACGCGCGUGGACUUGCGCUUCAUCCCGGACGACACCUCGUUCGAGGAGGACACGCCGUCGGACGAAUGCUUCGAGCUGCCGGAUGCCAGCAGCUAUAAGCCGCGCCAGUUCACCACCACGGCGUUGCAGCAGGCCAAGGUGGAUCUAACCUGGGACGAGACGGCGCUGGACCGUCGUGAGCUGGGCGACAAGCUCUCCAGCGGGCAGGUUGACAAGCUCACGGACAAGGAGCUGCGCCAGAUAGUAGCGUACAGUAGUGAGGAAGAGGAUUCUGAGGCGGAGGAAUCCCCGGCGGAGGAGGCAGCUCAAAAGGCGCUUUCAGAGGACCCACAGAAGAGCAAGCCCAAAAAGACUUCUAAGCAGGAACGCAUUGCCACCUACAAAAACUUGCUGGCCGACAUCCUGGAGCAGGAAAAGCAGGAGAAGGAGCAAAAGUACGAAAUGGAAAUGACCUGGAACGUGGAGCCCCAGCACGAAGAGGCACGGUCGGAGCAGCAAGCCCAGGCCGAGCUCACGCCCAUCGAGAAGGUGAUCCAAAAACGCAGCGAGAAGAACAGGCAGCGCAAGGAACAGCGCCGCCAGCGGCAGAUCGAAGCCAGGGGAGGCGAUGCCGGUGAGGACAGCGAUGAGUCCAUGGUGCCCGAUGGCAUCGAUUUGAAUGACGCCUACUUCGCCGAGGAGUUCGCCAAUGGAGAUUACGCUCCCCCCAAGACGAAGCAGGACAAGAAGAAAAAGAAAAAGAAGGGAAAGGAUGAUGGAGAGGAGGACGUCGAAGCGAAGCAGCAAGAGAAGGAGCUUGAGCUACUGCUGGACGAUGGCGACGGGCGCGACGAGAAACAGCACUUCAGCCUGACAAAAAUCCUCAAGAAGGAGGAGCAAGAAGCGAACGGUUCAAAGCGAAAGCGUCGUCAGAAGUUGAAGAAAUCGAAAAAUCAGCCGCAGAAUGCGGAGAAGCUGGACGACGACUUCCAGGUGAACCUGAAUGAUAACCGCUUCAAGGCCGUCUACAAGUCGCACGAGUACAACAUCGAUCCCACCCACUCCCAUUACAAGCCCACCAAGGGCAUGCAGCAGAUCAUUGGCGAGAAGUUAAAGCGCAGAAAGGAGCAGGCGGAGGGCGGCGCUGCCAACGGCGAUGCGGAUGGGGAUGAACAGGUAGCCCCCAAGCGGAGUAAGCAGCAGCUGGAGCAGAACGCCCUGGUCAAGAGUCUGAAGCGUAAGAUCCAGAUGCAGCAGCAGGGCCAGAAGCUUUAGAGGAUUACUGUUACUGUACAAUAGUUGAACUAGUGUAAAUUAAAGACUACGUUAAUGACAUUGAG
Molecule: messenger RNA, 2462 nt
Organism: Drosophila mauritiana
Lineage: Eukaryota; Metazoa; Arthropoda; Insecta; Diptera; Drosophilidae
Product: pre-rRNA-processing protein esf1
Exons: 1
Coding region: 82-2397 (771 amino acids)
Biological process (GO): rRNA processing
Cellular component (GO): nucleus
Molecular function (GO): RNA binding
Source: RefSeq, a predicted model, not a curated record